GCAACUACAGACUAACACAGCUAACUCCUCUGGAUCUCGGCAAAUAAACUGAAGCUUUAUCCGGGCGAGACCAAAAUGCUACUGAUUGACUUUUCCAAGAAAACCAUAAGAAGAAAAGACACAAACUAAAUUGAAAGCCUCUGAGAAAGAAACCAUGCAGCCCUAUAAAACAAAUGGAAAUGUAGCCCUCUGGUAGGGCCAUGAACCUGAAACAAGUCUAUGUUUCUGUACUGAUGUUUGGAGUAGCAGGUCUACUCCUCUUCAUGUACCUGCAAGCUUGGAUUGACGAACAACAUGCAGAGUCUGAAGAAAAAUUAAAGCAGCAGAUGGGUCAGGACUUCAAAUUCUGUUAUACAGAGGAACCUAGAAGAGCACCAAGGAAAUUGAUCACUUCUCAGAAGCUUGACAAAUCAAGUAUGGUUCUUAUUGAGAGUGUGUCUUCCCAUGCAGAUGCUAGCCCCUUUCCAGGGAUGACUGCCUCCCUGCCUCCUGAAUUAUCUGAAGAACAGCAAAAGAUCAAAUUGCUCCUUAAACAAUUCAAGCAAGUGAAUUUACCCCCAGCAGUGCGCCCUUUGAACAAGAGUUUCAUCCAAGAUGAUCGCUGGAAAGCCACAGAUGAAAUUCAGGAGAAACGGAGAGCUUUCCUUUAUAAUUUCUGCAAAAAAUAUAUUAGAGAAAGCAAACCUCUGAUUCACCUCAUGCGGAUGGUGUCCAGAAUAUAUGUAGAAGAUAAACAUAAACUCUUAUAUUGUGAAGUGCCUAAGGCAGGCUGUUCUAACUGGAAAAGGGUUUUGAUAGUACUCAAUGGCCUUGCCAAAACAGCUUAUAAUAUUACCCACGAUGCUGUACACUAUGGAAAGCAUUUGAAGAAACUAGACAGUUAUGAUUUAAAAGGGAUACAUAUGCGUUUAAAGACAUACACAAAAGUUAUAUUUGUUCGAGAUCCCAUGGAAAGAUUAGUGUCUGCAUUUAGAGAUAAGUUUGAACAUCCAAACAGCUACUACCACCCUGUAUUUGGGAAGGCAAUUAUUAAGAAAUACAGACUUAAUGCAGAUGGGAAAGCAUUAACAACAGGCUCCGGAGUGCAGUUCAAAGAGUUCAUUCAAUAUUUGUUAGAUUCCCAUCGUCCAAUAGGAAUGGACAUACACUGGGAGCAGAUCAGCAAAUUGUGUCAUCCUUGCAUUAUUAACUAUGAUUUCAUCGGUAAAUUUGAAACUUUGGAGGAAGAUGCCAAUUAUUUUUUGAGACUAAUAGGGGCUCCAGAAGGGCUGACAUUUCCUAAUUUCAAAGAUCGACAUUCCACCGAUGAAAGAACAAAUUCAGAAGUUGUGAGACAGUACCUAGCGGAGAUUUCUGCCACAGAGAGACAGCUGAUUUACGAUUUUUAUUCUCUGGAUUAUUUAAUGUUUAACUAUAGUGCAUCCUAUGUAAAGCCAUGAUUUGGUUUAGUUUAAUGCCAAAGCAGUUUUACCUGGCAACUCUGAAUGGAACUAAAAUAGCUUCUUAAAUUGAGAAGUUUUGAUUUGCUGAAUAUAGAAAUAACACAGGAAAAUAAGUAUACUAAAAUGUCUGGGAGGGGAAAAAACUUCUACAUUAGACAGUUUUAAAGGAUGCAGUGUUAGGGUUUAACUUUAUAACAUUAAAUCCAGCAUUCUCAUAAUGAUUUGAAAACCUUGGAAAUAACAUGGUUUUAUUGUAUCUCUUCAGAAUUAACCGGUUGUGUGUGUGGGUUGAAUGUAUUUUGUACUUUCUGGGAAUACUAAUUAAACGCCAGCUUUCAGAACA
Messenger RNA from Eublepharis macularius, 1785 nucleotides. It is a transcript of the gene CHST9, whose product is annotated as carbohydrate sulfotransferase 9. The transcript has 4 exons. The record is from RefSeq and is a predicted model, not a curated record. Gene Ontology annotation, molecular function: sulfotransferase activity. Bases 201 to 1439 code for a protein of 412 amino acids. Gene Ontology annotation, cellular component: membrane. Lineage: Eukaryota; Metazoa; Chordata; Lepidosauria; Squamata; Eublepharidae. Gene Ontology annotation, biological process: carbohydrate biosynthetic process; proteoglycan biosynthetic process.